Molecule: messenger RNA, 4518 nt
Organism: Salvelinus fontinalis (brook trout)
Lineage: Eukaryota; Metazoa; Chordata; Actinopteri; Salmoniformes; Salmonidae
Product: trichohyalin-like
Exons: 6
Coding region: 753-3965 (1070 amino acids)
Source: RefSeq, a predicted model, not a curated record
AAAACAUUUAAACGUGUUAACCCUCGCAAGGCUGCAGGCCCAGACGGCAUUCCCAGCCGCGUCCUCAGAGCAUGCGCAGACCAGCUGGCUGGUGUGUUUAAGGACAUAUUCAAUCAAUCCUUAUCCCAGUCUGCUGUUCCCACAUGCUUCAAGAGGGCCACCAUUGUUCCUGUUCCCAAGAAAGCAAAGGUAACUGAGCUAAACGACUACCGCCCGUAGCACUCAUUUCCGUCAUCAUGAAGUGCUUUGAGAGACUAGUCAAGGACCAUAUCACCUCCACCCUACCUGACACCCUAGACCCAAUGCGUGGUACAUUCUAUCGAGUCUAUCAAAGCCAGUGUUCUCACUAAACACCCACAUUUGUAUUUGUGUGGGAAAUGUUUGCAGGCUAUGGUUGCUGUUUGUAUUUAAUUGAACUUUAGGCCCAUACGAAGACAAAUCACACAACAUAGGCUACCAAAUAACCUUAGGCAAAAAUACACGAAAUAAAAGUCAAGUGGAAAAUAUUAUAAAUGUCUUGAUCAAUUAUGAGUAUCUAAACAUAUCGACUUUUGGACACUGAUGCGCAGGAGAACCCCUAGCUGUCAAUCAAGCAGGCGCGGUGAACGGAUUAUGACGCUCAAGCGUUCCAAAUGACGCAACAAUACAGUUCCAGAACAGAGAAAGUUAAUGCCGAAGAUGUUAUUCGGUUAAACUCUAAAACUGCGCUUUGACAAGUGUGAUUUGAGACCUUUCCUGCAGUCUCUGAGGAGAUGGACACCUCUUCUUCUUCUGGACGAUCUCCGUCUCCUACUGGGACUGUCUUCUUACCCCCUCCUAUCAUGUGGAACAGUCUCUACAAGCAGGCAGAGAUGGAGGUUCAGUUCCUGAGGGAAGAGAAGAAGACCAGUACAGAGAAGGAAGCCCACAUGCUUGAGUUGAGGGGGAAGGAUCGAACGAUCCGAAACCAGAAGAAGGAGAUGGACAGACUUCAAGUGUGCCUCUGGGAGGAGGAAAAGAAGAAGAGGAAUGGUGGAACGGAGAAGGACGAGAUGAUUGAACAACUACAGUCUGAGACAGACCAUCUCAGAGCCCUUUUGACAGAUGAAAGGAGGAGAAGAAGAGUAGAAAGGGGUAUUAUGAAAGAGUGGAAGGCUGAGAUCCUGAGACUGAAGGAGGCAGAGAGCCAGAGGGAGGCAGAGAGCCAGAGGGAGGCAGAGAGCCACAGGGAGGCAGAGAGCCACAGGGAGGCAGAGAGACAGAGGGAAGCAGAGAGAAAGAGGGAGGCAGAGAGAGCCACAGAAUGGGAGGAGAAGCAGAGAAAAAUGCAGGAGAUCAACAGACUAAAACAACUGCUGGAGCUGCUGAUGGUGGACCUACAACUGGCCCACCAAGAGAUAGAGAGAUUGAGGAUCAGGCAGAAAGUCAUGGAGGAUCAGCGACCAAGACUGGCCUGGAACAACAAACCUAUUGAGACAGAAAGAGAGAGGGAAAGAGAGGAAGAAAGGGACAGAAAAGCAGAAUUGGAAAGACAAGAAAUGAUUAAGAAAGUGAAACAGGCAGAAGAAACGAUAAAAGUGUUAGAACGAGAGAUUGAGAGAUUGAAAGAGACUGAAAAGGAAAUCAUAUUUGAAAGAGAAAGAGACAUGCGUAUUGCAGAGAAUGAGAAAGUCAAACUGGUUAACGAAAAGGUGAAAGAGUUAGAGAGAGAGGUUGAGAGACUGAAAGAAGAUAUGACAACAAAAGAGAUUCAAUACAAAAUCAAAUUUGAAAGAGCGAAACAAGCGUAUAGAAGACAGAAUGAAAGAGUGAAACAGGUUAACCAAAAUGUACUAGUGUUAGACAGAGAGGUUGCGAGAAUGAAAGAAGAGAUUAGAUUGAAAGACGAGACUGAACCAGAGAGAACAUUUGAUAGAGACAGAGAGAGAGAAAAGGAUUGGAGACGAAGUGAGGAGGAGAUGAAAAAUAGAGUGGAGAGAGAGAUGGAGAUGGAGACAGCCCUCAUCAAUGACAAUAAGAAGUCUGAAUUGGAGGAAGUCUUCAAGAAAAUCAAGGAACAGCUGAAAGAAUUAGAAAACAUGGAAACAGACAAAUAUAAAUGGAAACAGAACCAAAUGGACAUGGAGGAGAAGAUGGAGGGUGAGAACAACAAACAGAAAGAGGUAGAAAGAAAGAGAAUGGAGAAAAUACCAAAACAGAGACAACAAGAAGAUGAGAAGAAGAAAGAGAUGGAGAGAGAAGAAGAGGAGAGACGCAAACAGAAGCAAAUAGAGAUGGAAGAGGAAGAACGAGAGAGGGAGAAAGAGAGACAGAGAGAGAUCAAAAGGAAGAGAAUGGCGAAGAGACAGAAAAAUAUGGAAAGAGAAGAGAGACAGAGAGAGAUUGAAAGAGAGCAUGAAGAAGAAAGAAGUAAACAGAUGCAAAUAGAGAUGGAAGAGGAAGAAAGAGAGCGAGAGAAAGAGAGACAGAGAGAGAUCAAAAGGAAGAGAAUGGAGAAGAGACAGAAAAAUAUGGAAAGAGAAGAAGAGAGACAGCGAGAGAUUGAAGAGAUACACAGAGGACAACAACAAGAGGAGAGACAGAAACAAAUGGAGAAAGAUAAAGAAAGGGAGAAAGACAAUGAGAAUCAGAGAGAGAUGGAAUUAAAAGAUCAGCAACAGAAAGAGAUGGAGAAAGAAAAGAUGAUUAUGAGAGAGAGGGAGGAAGCAGGAAGAAGAAAGGAGGGGCAGAAAAAUAUUUUGGGGGAAAUUGAGGGACAGAAUGAACUGGAGAUAGAACAGGAGAGAGAGAUAGAAGAAAGGCAUGAAGUGAUUAAGGAAGCAGAGGAAGAGUACAGGGAAAGAGAAGAGAGAGGAAAGGAAGUAAGCAUGAAGAAACAUGUAGUAGUUAAUGUUAAAGCAAAAGCACGGGAAGUCUUCAAUAGACGUAAAGAGAGAAGGUUAGAAGUGUUGAAGGGGGAACGAGAACACAUAGAAAGAGGACAACAAAUCAGGAGGGAGAAGGAGGAAAGACAGCUGGAGAUGGAAAGAAAACAGGAGAGGGCAAGACAACAAGAGGAGCAGGAUAAAAAACAAGAGAUUGAAAUUGCUAGACAGAAAGAAAUGUUCAGACUAAGAGAGGAGGAGAGGCAGAGAGAGGAAGAGAGAGAAGAGGAGAGAAAGAGAGCCAUUGAAGGCCAUUUAUCUUUAAUCAGAGAGAGAGAGAUAAUAGAGGCAAAAAGAAGAGAGGAGAUGGUGGAAGAGGAAAGAAGGGAGAUCCUUGAAAAGCACAAGAGGGGUGACUUAGAGGAAGAGGAGAAGGAAGAAGACAAGGAGGACAUUCUCCCACCUGACAAAAGUAUCCGAAGGAGAGCUGUGGGCUGGAUAAAUAAGAAGUGGGAGGAGAGGAACCUCAAGAAGAUCGAGAGAACCUAUCAGAGAGAAGCUGAGGAGGGCUAUAAGAUCGUCCACAUAGCCAUCCCUGGACACACAAGGCUAACAGCCACCAUGACACGGGCAGAGAGAGAGAGGGAGAAGAGGAAGGAGCUUUUGAAGGCUGAGAAGAGAAGGAAGAAGAUGGAGGAUUUUAAUAAGCAGUGGAGAGAGCAGUCCCUGCUUAAAAAACAAACUCAUCAGAAACUGAUGGAGGAGAGGGGGAAGAUGAAGGGACAUUACCUGGAGCAGAUGAAUCUGGAGGCUGAUGCUCAAAUCCACACCCGCUGUCUAACCACCCAACACAGCCACGAUUAUCUGGAGACAACACAGCCCACUGGAUCUGGAGAUGGGCACCAGGAAAGGCCAAGGAGGCAACAGGCAUGGGCAGAGAACCAGGAGGGGAGUUCAGAGAACCAGCAGGAGUGGCCAGAGAACCAACAGGGGGUGCCAGACAGCCAGCAGCUAGAAGCUCCAGAAGAGGCUGAAACAUCAGAGCUAACCUCCAAGAACAAGAAAAGGCCAGGCAUCUGGAAGAGAAUUAAGAUGGGCAUUCCUGACCUGCUGUCUGCCUAGAGCUGGAACUCGAAGAAGCCACAGUUCCACUGAGGUUACGUUGGUCAUUAAAAGUGUCGCCCAAUAAUUCCUCCUCCUCUUUAGGUCAUCAAGCUACAUUUCCUCCACAAAACAUUAACAUCUCCUCAAGCCAGCAAGUAUACUAUUUGUCAGGCAACAAACCCUCGAAGGUCAGUGACCCUCCUCCCCAGAGCAGAGGUUCUCAUCUUUAUCCUAAUUAAAUUAAUCUCUGCUCACCACCUCUACUGUCCUAGAAAAUAUCCCCAAAUGGACAUGGUUUAAACAGAAGUCCUCCCCUCAGACCAAUGGCUCCAAAAACCAGAGUUUCUCAUCUUUAUUCAAGUUGAACGCAACUCUGAUCAUUUCCACCACCUCACCUGUUAAGGGGAGGUCUGGGAGGAGGUCUGCAGGUAGACUGGACCGGACCGGUAGCAGCUAAGUUGCUGGCUCCAUCCCCGGACAAAGCUGCUCAAGUCAGGCCAGUGAUGUUUGACGAUGUCAUUUUUGUUAUUAAAGUUUUACGUUUUAAUAAAAGCAUUUAUUAAAAAAGCAA